Messenger RNA from Laetiporus sulphureus 93-53, 590 nucleotides. RefSeq lists its product as uncharacterized. The record is from RefSeq and is a predicted model, not a curated record. The transcript is spliced from 2 exons. Lineage: Eukaryota; Fungi; Basidiomycota; Agaricomycetes; Polyporales; Laetiporaceae. The coding region runs from base 222 to 524 and encodes 100 amino acids.
GUCCUUCUUAGUCCACUAAUAUAGAAUUGGAUGCCUUCGCGGCAGUAGAACGAGCAGAGCUCGAAGAUUGUCGCGCUGGUGGUCUCGCCUGCGUGACGAUCAUAUCGUGCACGUUGCUGACGUUUACCGUGACAUUCAGCUUGAUCGGGGAGGCCAUGUUCCUUAUCGGCACAAAGCACUGGCAGGUCGUUCAACGAAGGUUUAGCCUGUGCUGAUGGUGGAUGAAGAGAGGAUGUUCAAGCUGGGGUGAGGCACGUAGCACGGCCGCGUGCGUGGGAGGAGCACGAGAUCUAGAGGAAAGAAGCGUGUUCUGGGCCAAUGAUCAAUGUGGCAACGCCUCGCGCCGUGAUGCCAUUGAUUUGAAUCGUUGUAUUUCAAUGCCUCUUCGAAGGUGGGUUGCAUAUGACGAGAUGGUACCAGUCAUGAAAAGCAUCAAUAUUUGCCGCGUGCGCACGAGUGGGCGGUAUGGCAUGCGCGAUACAGGUUGGUGUGCUGGCUUUGUCAGCGGUUGCACAUGUGCUUGAGCAGUAGGAAGCUCUAUACCGAUUUCGAUAGACGCAAGUGCUCGUUUGGCGAUGGAUAUGCUCAAC